AUGCACAAGAGCACAUGCCAAAGGGGCCACACCUGCUGCAGCCUGCGCCUGCUGGCACGUGUGCCCUUUCGUGCUGCUUCAGCACCAUCUGCCACCCAUGCCGGCACAGCUGACAGCAACCCAAUGACAGGUGUGCUCCCACACAGCAGCACCAGCAGCAGCAGCAGCAGCAGCAACGGCAACAGCAGCAAAAAUGUGGACAGCAACGGAACUGGCAGCGGAGGUCGCGAGGGUCCCGAUGAACACGACGCACACAUCGACAUCGAUGACCCGGAGUUGUUCGAGCUGCUCACCGUUCGCACAGCUUCACAGCCAGAAGCAUCAGCACUCGCAACAGCGACAGCAGCAACAGCGACAAGAGCCAGAGACGGCUCAGCGACAGCACCAGCGAUUGAGUCUUGCGUUGUUGGCACAAACAGCUGUGACGAGCAGCGAGUGUGCGUUUCGGCUCCCCACCGAGCACACAACUGCCCUCACACGUCCUGCCCAACCACUUGGGUCGCCAUUUGA
This is a messenger RNA of Salpingoeca rosetta, 510 nucleotides long. RefSeq lists its product as uncharacterized. The record is from RefSeq and is a predicted model, not a curated record. Bases 1 to 510 code for a protein of 169 amino acids. Lineage: Eukaryota; Choanoflagellata; Craspedida; Salpingoecidae. The transcript is spliced from 2 exons.